Messenger RNA from Fraxinus pennsylvanica, 1668 nucleotides. Lineage: Eukaryota; Viridiplantae; Streptophyta; Magnoliopsida; Lamiales; Oleaceae. The record is from the annotation of a GenBank genome assembly.
AUGUACAGAUUACAAUCUUGCAAGCAGUUGAAAAAUAAGGGCGCUCGGUAUGCUCUUUUUAAUUGUGUCAUCUCUUGUGAUCGAUCGAGACCCGUCCAUUCCCUACCAUUUGCCACGGUGAAAACUGAGAAACUAUCAGGUUCUCAACCAGCUGAAGUACAAAAUUUGGUGCAGGGAAAAUGGAUGAGGUCUUCUAAUUGGAAUACAAUUGUGGAUCCUUUAAAUGGGGAACCAUUCAUCAAAGUGGCAGAAGUAGAUGAAACAGGGUUACAGCCAUUUGUAGAGAGCUUGUCGAAGUGCCCUAAACAUGGUUUACAUAAUCCAUUCAAAGCACCAGAGAGGUACCUCAUGUUUGGAGACAUAUCAGCUAAGGCAGCUUACCAGCUUUCUCUGCCUGAGGUUUCAGAUUUUUUUUCGAAGUUGAUACAAAGAGUGGCUCCAAAGAGUUACCAGCAGGCUCUUGGAGAAGUUUAUGUCACUCAGAAAUUUCUCGAAAAUUUCUGUGGUGAUCAGGUUCGUUUUUUGGCCAGGUCGUUUGCAGUACCUGGUAAUCAUUUGGGACAGCAGAGCCAUGGUUUUCGCUGGCCUUAUGGCCCUGUGGCAAUAAUUACUCCCUUCAAUUUUCCUUUGGAGAUUCCCCUGCUUCAGCUGAUGGGUGCACUUUAUAUGGGGAACAAGCCAGUUGUUAAAGUUGAUAGCAAGGUCUGCAUUGUUAUGGAACAAAUGAUUCGUCUACUCCAUGAUUGUGGGUUGCCCAUGGAGGAUGUUGAUUUCAUAAAUUCUGAUGGAAAGACCAUGAACAAACUUCUUAAAGAGGCAGAACCGCGCAUGACUCUCUUCACUGGCAGUUCGAGAGUUGCAGAUAAGUUGGCAGUUGACUUGAAUGGCCGCAUUAAACUGGAAGACGCUGGAUUUGAUUGGAAGAUUCUUGGUCCUGAUGUCCAGGAGGUGGAUUAUGUUGCAUGGGUCUGUGAUCAAGAUGCAUAUGCAUGCAGCGGUCAAAAAUGCUCCGCCCAAUCAAUACUUUUCACGCAUGAGAAUUGGACUAAAACUCCGCUCUUACGCAAAAUGACUGAUCUUGCUGCAAGAAGGAAGCUUGAUGAUCUAACUGUUGGCCCUGUCCUUACUUUCACAACCGAAGCAAUGCUAGGUCACAUGAAUCAAUUGCUUCAGAUAUCAGGAUCGAAGCUUCUUUUUGGUGGUGAAGCUUUAGAAAACCAUAAUAUUCCUGCUAUUUAUGGAGCUAUUAAACCUACUGCUGUUUUUGUUCCACUGGAAGAAAUGCUGAAGGACAACAAUUAUGAGCUUGUAACCAAAGAAAUAUUUGGUCCAUUCCAGAUUGUUACGGAAUACAAGCAUAAUCAGCUUCCAUUGGUAUUGAAUGCCCUCGAGAAAAUGCAUGCCCAUUUAACAGCUGCCGUGGUUUCAAAUGAUCCUCUUUUUCUACAGGAAGUUAUUGGAAAAACAGUUAAUGGAACUACUUAUGCCGGGCUCAGAGCAAGAACGACAGGGGCUCCUCAAAAUCACUGGUUUGGUCCAGCUGGAGAUCCAAGAGGAGCCGGAAUUGGAACUCCUGAAGCAAUAAAGCUCGUCUGGUCGUGCCACAGAGAAAUCAUAUAUGAUCAUGGUCCCUUGCCACAGAAAUGGGAAAUUCCAACAGCAACUUAA